AUGUCCAGAACGGCGCCGUCUGAAGAUAAUGGCUCUGCAACGGACCCAUUUUCGUCUGGUUUCUUCGAAGCCCGUCUCAACCCGGACCAUGUUCACGAUGCCGCCCGGGCUGAGCCAGCUGCCCGUGAACCCCUCGGCGCGCCCAUUGCGAUACAAGACCUAUCCCUCGGUGAGAUACCGGCUGGAGCCGAAAAUGCUCGCCUCGUCAUAUCUCCGCGUGGGCCCCCGCCACUAGAUGACAGUGAAGCACUCGUACCGUUCGGUCACGGAGAGCUGCUCGCUGUUCUACAGUCUUCCAAGUCGGCCUGGUUUUCCCUCACCUUGGCCGCCGACAUUCAGUGCACUUUCUAUUACGACCCAGCAAGUGACAACCUUGUUCUGCGAAACUCAAGUCGGCAGCCAAUACAAAUUAGCCCCAUUCAGGAUGCCGAUGGCGACAAUAGCACCGCUGACGCGAGCCUGUACACCCUGGAGUAUCGCGAUGUUCACGUUGUUUCACCUGGCCCGUGGAGGAUAUCGUCGGCAAAGUCGUCCACUGUGCUUGUUGAUUUCCUGGUCCUCCGUCGGCGAUACCUUCUCGAGACGCAAACGGGAGGAACGCAGCCUGGGUCGAAAAGGAAGGACGUCCUGUCGAUCGGGGCUCCGGCUAAGAGACAUCGAAUUGAGGCCGAGAGCAUUGAUCAGAGCAUAGUGCUAAUUAGCAAACCACCCAACGUAAGCGAUAACCGGAGAACAGAGUCAACCCAACUGGAACUAGUCCGUACCGGCAACCCCCUGAUCACCCUUCAGCCUGGGCAAGCGGUUUUUGUCACAGCCCCGGGAGAAGUCCCUUCAGCUGGAAACCAUUCCCACAAGGAGGCUGUCGCUUCAUAUACUCAAGCUAUGCCAGAGAGCUAUUCACUCCUCCAUAUGCGCGACAUUGCUAGCACCAAGGGGUUUGCGUCCGUCUUCAGCGCUCGCCACGGCGUAUUUGGCGAUACAGCAGUCAAGGUUAUUCGGACCAAGCAAGCUUCGCAGUAUUCUUAUAUCCCGACCAUGGCGCAGAACUGGAAGCACGAAGAACAGAUCCUGCGGAAAGUCAAACAUCCGUCCAUCAUUAGGUUUUUCGGGUCGGAUGCUCGUCUCUACUCCAUAUAUAUGGAGCACUUGCCCUUCCCGGAUCUUAACGCGUGGAGGAACCGACCCCAUGAUCACUAUUUUGUCGGCACUGCUGCUGAUGCUGAGCGCAUCCUUCGUGAUAUGGCCUCGGCUCUCGAAUACCUCCAUGGGCAAAAUAUCCAACAUAACGAUAUCAAGCCGGGGAACAUUCUCUACGACCGUGAGCGUGGCCCUGUCCUCAUAGACUUUGGCCUAGCAUCUUCACACGGCGGGCAGUUAUGUACCGGCGGCACACCAUGGUAUGUGCCACGCGAGUUCAUCGAUGAUCUAGAAAGGGGGCCCAAAAGUGACGUUUUUGGUCUUGGCGUGACUAUGCUAUAUCUUCUGAGAAAAACUCCGUUGCCCGAUGUGACGCAGCGUGGUUGGAUAAUCUACAAGGCUCCCCGGGACAGUUCAGAGACGACGCUCAUGGAAGAAUGGUUAUCAAAAGUGGUGACAAUGCGGGCUGAGCUCGAUGAGACCGGUCAUGUUGAGUCUUUGGUAAGUGACAUGCUGAGCCCUCUGUCUCGAGAUAGAAAGUCCGCAAGAGAGAUUGUGGAGGCGAUGGUAUAA
This is a messenger RNA of Fusarium keratoplasticum, 1710 nucleotides long. Its product is annotated as Protein kinase domain-containing protein. The record is from RefSeq and is a predicted model, not a curated record. Bases 1 to 1710 code for a protein of 569 amino acids. Gene Ontology annotation, biological process: protein phosphorylation; mitotic DNA damage checkpoint signaling. Lineage: Eukaryota; Fungi; Ascomycota; Sordariomycetes; Hypocreales; Nectriaceae. Gene Ontology annotation, molecular function: protein serine/threonine kinase activity; ATP binding. Gene Ontology annotation, cellular component: cytoplasm; nucleus. The transcript has 3 exons.